CUCUGAGCAGAGACGGUGGGAGUUAGCUGUGUAAUGGCGGCCUCGGUGUUGCUGUCUACGGAGAGCCCCGGACCCAACUUUGCGGGCGGCAAUACCGGAGUGGCAGGAGCCUCCGGUAACGGACUAGGGGCUGCGGGGCCCGCCUCAUGGAACCGUUCACUGGACAGGGCCUUGGAUGAAGCUGCGGCAACCGGCUGCCUCAACCUCAGCGGCAGGAAACUGAAGGAGUUCCCGAGGAGCGCCGCUAGCCACGACCUCUCAGACACUACCCGGGCCGACUUGUCUCGGAACCGCUUGCCAGACCUUCCUGUGGAGGUGUGUAUGUUUGUGUCUCUGGAGAACCUGAAUCUGUACCAGAACUGCCUGCGUUCGCUGCCUGAGAGUCUGAUCAACCUGCAGGCCCUGACGUACCUCAACAUCAGUCGGAAUCAGCUGACGACCCUGCCGGCCCCAGUGUGCAGUUUGCCCCUUAAGGUUCUGAUCGCCUGCAACAAUAAGCUGGUGUCUCUUCCUGAGGAGCUGGGCCAACUGAGGCAGCUCACAGAGCUGGACGUGAGCUGCAAUGAGAUCCAGACGCUGCCGCCGCAGGUUGGCCAGCUGGAGGUGCUACGGGACCUCAACAUCAGGAGAAACCAUUUGGCACGCCUGCCCCCAGAACUGGCUGAGCUGCCUCUGGUGCGGCUGGAUUUCUCCUGUAAUAAGGUGACAUCCAUUCCUGUGUGUUACCGUAACCUGCGUCACCUCCAGAGCAUCGUGCUGGACAACAACCCCCUACAGAGCCCACCUGCACAGAUCUGUAUAAAGGGGAAGAUUCACAUAUUUAAGUAUCUGAAUAUGGAGGCGUGUAAGACUGCGUCUGAACUGCCAGACUUCGAUAGGAGACCGCUGGCCUUCGGAUCCUGUGUGGACGACCUGUAUCCUGGGCGGCCGUAUGGAGCGCUGGACUCUGGCUUUAACAGCGUAGACAGUGGGGACAAGAGGUGGUCAGGCAAUGAGCCCACAGAGGAGCUGUCUGAGCUGCCGUUGCGGGUGGCAGAGAUCACCAAGGAGCAGAGGCAGAGGAGAGAGAGGGAGCGGGAGGAGGGCAGGACUGGGGCCCUCGUGGCCAACGGCACAUUGGAGGCGGAGCUGGAGCAGAUAGACUUCAUCGACAGCUGUACGGGGGAAGAGGAGGAGGAGGAAGCACGGGGCCGGGGGCCGGACUCAGUCAGCCUGAGCUCUCAGUUCAUGGCCUACAUGGAGCGUCGCAUCACCAGAGAGGGCUCUCCAGCAAAGUCCAGCUCCUCCAGAACAGAUGACCACCGGAGACACAAUGCUGCACACAACAGGAGUCUUGUUGAUGGUGUGAGUGCAGUGCCCUCUGCGGUCCAUAGUCAGCGAAGUGCAGGGGCGGGGGCAGGUUCGGCGGCCGGCGUGGAGCGCGUGCGGAGAGAGGCCCAGCUCGCUGCUCAGCGGUACGAGGAAGAGAGGCAGAGAACACGCCACGCCCAGAGGGAGGCCGUCAUGACUUACGUCAAGCACAAAGCAGCUCAGAGCCCCACCAAACUUAGCCCCACAGACAGUGAGAGCGUGUACCCCUCCAGACGUUCCACUCACACUGAUGACUCCGCCCUCUUCAUGUCUCUCUCUGGGAUGUCCAUCGAUGGCUGUCUCUCUCAUGCUGCCGAUGCCCCUGACGCUGCCCCCCUCUGUCUGCUGCAGCAGGGUGAGGAGCGCCCCCCUCUCUCCCCUACAGCCCUCCAAUCACCUUCCUACCCUGGCCCCGCUGUCAUGUCUUCCUGUCGAGGCCCUGCCCCACGACCCGAGAGCUUCCUGUUUCGCCUCAGUCAGAGAGAGGAGAGGAAGAGAGGAGAUUCAGGGGCCCCCCGGCCCGAGCCUGAAGACACAGGCCCCCCGCAAACAGAGGGCCCUGUAGGAGAAGAGGCGAAAUUGGUCGAGCAGCUACGCAAAAACAUUGAGUCCCGGCUGAAAGUGACACUACCCAAUGACCUGGGGGCAGCAUUGACCGACGGCGUUGUGCUCUGCCACCUGGCCAAUCACGUUAGGCCACGAUCUGUACCCAGUAUCCACGUGCCCUCUCCUGCUGUGCCCAAACUGACGAUGGCCAAGUGUCGGCGGAAUGUGGAGAACUUCCUGGAGGCGUGUCGCAGGAUUGGGGUUCCACAGACCCAGCUCUGUCUGCCUCUCCACAUCCUGGAGGAGAGAGGGCUCCCCCAGGUGGCCGGGACAGUGCAAGCGCUGCUGGACCUGGCCCCCCCAAAACACUCCCCCUCCACUCCCAACACCACCAUCUCUUUGGCAAUGUAGGACAGACAGACGAAAAAAGACAAACCUAUGAGCCCUGUGGUUUCCCCCUACCCCCUGCCUCUUGACUGUAGGCCUGGAAGAGACUGAGGCCAGCAACUGCAGACACCCCCCCAGCCUAAGGACACCCUAUGCCCCUCCACAGUCUGACCCCAUUACCGCAUUCUGAGAGACACAGAACACAAGUGGGACACAAGGACCAGAACAUGCCUCAUGCCCCCCCCCCCCCCCCC
Megalops cyprinoides (Indo-Pacific tarpon) is the source of this 2537-nucleotide messenger RNA. RefSeq names its product leucine-rich repeats and calponin homology (CH) domain containing 3 (gene lrch3). The record is from RefSeq and is a predicted model, not a curated record. Gene Ontology annotation, molecular function: protein binding. The coding region runs from base 34 to 2307 and encodes 757 amino acids. The transcript has 21 exons. NCBI's taxonomy places the organism in Eukaryota, Metazoa, Chordata, Actinopteri, Elopiformes, Megalopidae.